AUGCAGAUUAACGGCACAAGGUCAAUAUGUGCAGUUAUUCUGUAUGUGCUGGCGCUUGGCCGACAAGCCCUAGCGCUUGAACUCGUCGCCACCAGUCAAGACUCUAUUAAAAAUGCCGCCAGCACCGCGACAUACGGAAUGAUGACCUAUUAUACCGGUAAUGAGACCGGUGGGAUCCCCGGUGCAUUCCCUAGCAAGUGGUGGGAAGGUUCAGCCCUGCUGUUGGCGCUGCUCAACUACUGGCACUUUACGGGGGAUGAUUACUACAACGAGGAGCUCAGUGUUGCCUUGCAAUGGCAGAGUGGUACGAACGGAGAUUACAUGCCGACGAACUACAGUAGUUUCCUGGGUAACGACGAUCAAAUGUUUUGGGGUCUCUCCGCCAUGACAGCCGUUGAAUACAAGCUCCCCGAUCGCCCGACCGGAUUCUCUUGGCUUUCGCUCGCCCAGGGUGUCUUCAACACACAGAAGGCCCGAUGGGACACGACCAUGUGCGGUGGUGGACUGCGCUGGCAAAUCUACAUCUACGAGGGCAGUGGAUACUAUAUGAAGAACGCGGUUUCCAAUGGUGGUUUCUUCCAGUUGGCCGCUCGCCUUUAUCGUUACACCGGCAAUGAAGAAUAUUACACCUGGGCGAAGAAAACCUGGGAGUGGUCCUGUUCCGUACCACUGGUCGAUAACAGCACGUGGACCGUUGACGAUUCGACCAACGGCGAGCAACAAUGUGCCAACGGUGACCAGGUCCGAUGGACCUACAAUUACGGUGUUUACUUUGGCGGUUGCGCCUACUUAUACGCCGCGACGAACGACGAGUAUUGGCUCAACUGUACCACAGGACUCCUAAACACGCUUUGGUCAACAUUUUUUACUGAGAAGAACAACUACAUCAUCUCAGACUGGGAGUGCGAAACCCGCGAAAUUUGCAACAACAACGAAGUCCUUUUCAAGGGUCUCGUAGCCAGCUGGCUGGCCCAAACCGCCCUCCUCAUCCCAUCACUAUACGACGAGAUCCUCUCAAAACUCCAAGCCACCGGCCAAGGCGCGGCGAAUUCCUGCACGGGCAACAGCAACAGCACUUGCGGUGUCCGAUGGACAACAGGUACCUGGGAUGGACUACAAGGAAUGGAACAGCAAAUCAGUGCCAGCAAUGCCUUCAGCGUACAGAUGCUACCGUGGAUUAACGGCACCGAAUACGGACCGCCUGUGACGUCGAAAACGGGUGGCAAUAGUAGCAGUAACGUCAAUGCUGGUGAGAACGAAGAUGCGGGCAGCGGCCAGACAACGAAACCGGUUACCACCGGUGAUAAAGCUGGAGCUGGAAUUUUGACUAUUAUUUUUGUUGGAGGGUUGGUGGGCAUGGCCACCUUCAUGUUUCUCGGUGCAUGA
Messenger RNA from Penicillium pulvis, 1386 nucleotides. RefSeq names its product glycoside hydrolase family 76 protein. Gene Ontology annotation, molecular function: mannan endo-1,6-alpha-mannosidase activity. Bases 1 to 1386 code for a protein of 461 amino acids. The record is from RefSeq and is a predicted model, not a curated record. The transcript is spliced from 4 exons. Lineage: Eukaryota; Fungi; Ascomycota; Eurotiomycetes; Eurotiales; Aspergillaceae. Gene Ontology annotation, biological process: fungal-type cell wall biogenesis; carbohydrate catabolic process.